AUGGAUUGCAAUAAUGAAUAUUUUACCAGUUAUGAGGACUUAGAAAUACACAGGCUUAUGCUCGAUGAUUCUUCAAGAACAGAAACUUAUAGAAUGGCUAUCGACAAUAAUAAGGAAUAUUUUAGAAAUCGAGUUGUUAUGGAUGUCGGAUGCGGUACGGGGAUUUUAUCCUUAUUUUGCGCGCAAGCUGGAGCAAAAAAAGUAUAUGCUGUCGAAGCAAGUAAUAUAGCAAUAAUAGCGAAAGAAAUCAUAAAAGAAAACGGUUUUGAGAAUGUAGUAGAGGUUAUACAGGGUAAAGUGGAAGAUAUAGAAUUGCCAAAUAAUAUCAAAGUUGAUGCUAUAGUCUCUGAGUGGAUGGGCUUUUACUUACUUCAUGAAGGAAUGUUAAAUUCAGUACUAGCUGCUAGAGAUAAAUUUCUUAAAAAUGGGGGAGAAAUGUUUCCAGAGUCUGCUACAAUGUAUGUUGCACCAUGUAGUGUUCCAUCUUUAUAUCAUAAAUGGAAGGAAUUUCAUGGGGUAUCAAUGGGUGCAUUUGCAAAAUAUUUAAGAAUGGAAAAGCACAACAAACCUGAGAUUAUGCAAGUGCAAUCAGAAGAUUUAUUAGGUGACAAAGUUUCAUUUGGUUGGAUAAACCUAAAAGAAGACAAUGUAACAGAUUUGCAAACAUUUAAAAUUGAACAUGUUGUGGGUGUAAAUAGGAAUGGAAAAUAUCAAGGAUUAUGUAUUUGGUUUGACUGCACAUUCCCACAGCUCUCUGAGGAAUUUGAACAAAUUGUGUUAAGCACAAGUCCUCAGAGCCCAAGUACACAUUGGAAACAAACCGUUAUAUUAUUACCGGAGGAACAAGACGUGGAGGAUGGAGAGCCAAUAGCAUUUCAACUAGACAUGUUUAGAGACAAUUUAAAUGAAAGAAGAUAUAACAUACAAGUUUCUCUGUUGGACCCAAAUGAGGUGGAACACCCAGUGCCAUGUUCCUGUGAUAUGACAAAAUGUAUUUUAACCAAAGCAUUUAUCAUGCAACAAGUUGAACAGCCAGUACAAAAGAUAACACAUGAGGAAAAUUCUAAUAAUAUUUUGGAAUAUGAUGAUAUAGAUGAC
This is a messenger RNA of Iphiclides podalirius (scarce swallowtail), 1098 nucleotides long. The record is from the annotation of a GenBank genome assembly. Lineage: Eukaryota; Metazoa; Arthropoda; Insecta; Lepidoptera; Papilionidae.